AUGAAGUUUUUUGCCCCGUUUAAUGCUUGUAUUGCCUUGCUCACGAUUCAAGUGAGUGCAAACGGUGUUUGCUACGAUCCGGAUCAUUCCAUCAGCGGCACAAUGGACGCUGAAAGCGUCAAAGUCGAUAUGGCUGUCAUCAAGAACCACGGGUUCACAAGUGUUCGCACAUACAUCUCCCAGUUUGGCAGUACAAACUUGGGUCUUGCCAUUGAUAGUGCCAACCUCGGACUCAAAGUUGCGCUUGGGGUUCCGUACCCUCAGUCCGACUAUCUGAUCCAAAUGGGAGCUGCUCUUACUGCUGCCAACUCGACUUUUCUUGCCUAUAUUUUUGUGGGGAAUGAAAACCUGGCAGAUGCCAUGGAAGUACCUGACGAAAUGAUCAAUCUCAUUAAAUACAUCAAAAAGCGUGUGCCAAAGACAGUGAAGGUUGGAACCGUGCAGCGCAACACUGAAGUCAUCAACUAUAGCAGAAUCUUGGGCUGGUCGGAUCUUGUAGAUGCUUGCGAUGUCCUGGGUGUGAACAUUCACCCGUACUUUACUCCUGGAACAUCUGCUGUUAACGCCAUUGACGUCGUGAAAACUCAAUGGGCAACUAUGGAGCAAACCUUUGGCGACAAACUCAUGGUCACGGAGACGGGCUGGCCAUCAUGUGGCAAGCUCUUCGGUAACAUUGGCAGCGCAGAGGGCGCAGAGCACUUUUACCGCGACUACCAGGCGUGGACGAGCUCGAUGGUUGAAUCGUUUUACUUUCAAAUGUUUGACACGCCUUACAAACACCAGCCGUUUGAGAAAGCGUACGGCAUUCUCACAAACGAAUCGGCGGACAAGUUUGAUCUGGGUUAUCAAUGA
Molecule: messenger RNA, 852 nt
Organism: Peronospora belbahrii
Lineage: Eukaryota; Oomycota; Peronosporomycetes; Peronosporales; Peronosporaceae
Source: the annotation of a GenBank genome assembly